GCUGCGAAAUGAUCGUCAACAUUAGCUACAGGACCAUUCGGGGAAGUUUUAAUAAACACUAGACAUCGCUGUUCAGUGUUGGGGUCGAACUGAAAGUGACAGAAGUAUGCAGCUUUGACAACUCCAAUCUUCCCGUCUGGAAGCUGAUUGGCUAAGUUAAACGUCGGCUCGGCGUCUGACAACUUUCCUGAUUGUACAGGAGUAUAUUUACAGGUGCUGCUCCGAUAUGACUAAGAGAAGCCCGUCUCUUCAGCUGGUCAAAAGGAUGCUGAACCACCACUGCAGAAGGAACCCUGAGCUUCAUGAGGAGCUGCAGAUCCAGGCUGCAGUGGCAGCAGGGGAUGUCUGCACCGUCAGGAGGAUGCUGGAGCAAGGAUACUCGCCUAAGAUCCGAGAUGCCAAUGGCUGGACACUGCUCCACUUCUCUGCUGCCAAAGGGAAAGAGAGAUGUGUUCGAGUCUUUCUGGAGCAUGGAGCUGACCCCACAGUGAAGGACUUUAUUGGUGGCUUCACAGCACUUCACUACGCUGCUAUGCAUGGCAGAGCACGCAUUGCCCGACUGAUGCUGGAAUCUGAGUUUCGUAGUGACAUUAUAAAUGCAAAAAGCAAUGAUGGCUGGACGCCACUGCAUGUGGCAGCCCACUACGGUCGAGACUCUUUUGUACACCUCCUCCUUGAGUUCAGGGCUGAGGUGGACCCUCUUAGUGACAAAGGAACCACACCACUACAGUUGGCCAUCAUCCGUGAGCGCUCCAGCUGUGUACGGAUUCUCCUGGACCACAGUGCAAACAUUGAUAUUCAAAAUGGUUUCCUGUUGCGGUAUGCUGUCAUCAAAGGCAAUCACUCUUACUGCCGUAUGUUCCUGCAGAGGGGAGCGGACACUAAUCUUGGACGUCUUGAAGACGGCCAGACUCCCCUGCAUCUGUCAGCCCUUAGGGAUGAUGUAUUGUGUGCCCAGAUGCUCUACACGUAUGGAGCUGAUACCAAUACCAGGAACUAUGAAGGCCAGACACCAGUAGCUGUGUCUGUUAGCAUGUCUGGAAUCAGCCGGCCUUGUCUGGAUUUCCUGCAGGAGGUCACCAGACAACCUCGGACUCUACAAGACUUGUGUCGAAUAAAAAUCCGUCAUUGUAUCGGCCUUCAAAGCUUGAAAUUCUUGGAGGAACUUCCAAUUGCAAAGGUUAUGAAAGACUAUUUAAAACAUAAGUUUGACAGUGUGUGAAACAACAAUAGAAGAAGAGAAGUUGACUAAAAACUCUGCUAUAAGACUAUGCAAUGAUUCUGCUCCUUGUGUGGAAGACAUUUCCACAGUUCUGUUCUGUACAUGUUGAAGGAUAGUUAGUCCAGUUUGUUCACUCAGUUCAACACACACAAAAAAAAGUGCUGUUCUCCAUUCAGCCUUUUACAGCUAGAAAAGUUGCUGAAGAAUGGAAAUGGUGACACCUCAUGUGAGCAAAGGUUUUUGUAGUUUUGUGGGAAAAAGAAACCUCAUUUGACUGCAGAUAGAGUUCUUACAGCAGUUCGUAGUUUUGCCAUUUAUUUUCUUAUUGUAAUUGUGCAUGAUGUUAUCCUUGCUGGGUGAGAUUGUCAUCAAGUGCAUAUUUUCCAAUGAGUUUAUUGGCCAUCAUCGCUUUGUUUUUGUUUUUUUAAUUGAGCUAAAAGACAUUGAGCUAAAGAAUGUUUAACUUAAAGUGCUGCAGUGAUGAUGAUUUUCUUUCUGAUUCAAAAUCAGCAAAGAUAACAAUCAUAAUUAUAAAAAAUAAACUUGACAAGGUA
This is a messenger RNA of Stegastes partitus (bicolor damselfish), 1776 nucleotides long. RefSeq names its product ankyrin repeat and SOCS box containing 7 (gene asb7). Gene Ontology annotation, biological process: intracellular signal transduction. The transcript is spliced from 5 exons. Gene Ontology annotation, molecular function: protein binding. Lineage: Eukaryota; Metazoa; Chordata; Actinopteri; Pomacentridae. The record is from RefSeq and is a predicted model, not a curated record. Bases 227 to 1222 code for a protein of 331 amino acids.